Spinacia oleracea (spinach) is the source of this 3344-nucleotide messenger RNA. RefSeq names its product phosphoenolpyruvate carboxylase 2. NCBI's taxonomy places the organism in Eukaryota, Viridiplantae, Streptophyta, Magnoliopsida, Caryophyllales, Amaranthaceae. The record is from RefSeq and is a predicted model, not a curated record. The transcript has 11 exons. Gene Ontology annotation, biological process: leaf development; tricarboxylic acid cycle; carbon fixation. Gene Ontology annotation, molecular function: phosphoenolpyruvate carboxylase activity. Bases 201 to 3101 code for a protein of 966 amino acids. Gene Ontology annotation, cellular component: apoplast; cytosol; chloroplast.
UUGACUUGGAGUAUUCUACAGUUUUAUGGUCCAAGUGUCCAACUUUGAUCUAACUCAGUCUCACUCUAUAUAAAGCCACUCUGCUUGUACAACUUCUUUAGACCUCAAACUUCUUCUAUCUUUUCACUUUCUGAUCUCACUUCUCCACCUUUAACGGGUUGAAUCUCGGAGAAAGAGAAAGAUUGGAUUUUGACUGGUAAAUGGCGCGUAACAUAGAAAAAAUGGCGUCGAUUGACGCCCAACUCAGGCUUUUGGUUCCUACAAAAGUGUCUGACGAUGAUAAAUUGAUUGAGUAUGAUGCUCUUUUGCUGGAUCGAUUUCUUGAUAUUCUUCAGGAUUUACAUGGAGAGGAUAUUCGUGAAACUGUUCAAGAGUGUUAUGAGCUUUCAGCUGAAUAUGAAGGGAAGCGGGAUCCUAAGAAGCUUGAAGAGCUUGGAAAUGUUCUGACAAGCUUGGAUCCCGGGGACUCAAUUGUUGUUGCCAAGUCUUUCUCUCACAUGCUUAACUUGGCCAAUUUGGCCGAGGAGGUUCAGAUUGCUUAUCGUCGUAGAAUCAAGAAGCUGAAGAAAGGAGAUUUUAUAGAUGAAAAUUCAGCAACUACUGAAUCUGAUAUUGAGGAGACAUUUAAGAGGCUUGUGGGGGAGCUUGGAAAAUCCCCUCAAGAAGUUUUUGAUGCCCUCAAGAAUCAAACUGUUGAUCUUGUCUUAACUGCUCAUCCCACUCAAUCUGUUCGUAGAUCCUUGCUUCAGAAGCAUGGCAGGAUAAGAAAUUGCUUAGCCCAACUAUAUGCUAAGGAUAUCACUCCCGAUGACAAGCAAGAGCUUGACGAAGCUCUACAGAGAGAGAUUCAAGCAGCUUUCCGUACUGAUGAAAUUCGAAGGACCCAGCCCACACCUCAGGAUGAGAUGAGGGCUGGAAUGAGCUACUUCCAUGAAACAAUUUGGAAGGGUGUUCCCAAGUUUUUACGCCGUAUUGAUACUGCUUUGAAGAACAUGGGAAUUAAUGAACGUGUUCCCUACAAUGCUCCUCUUAUCCAAUUUUCCUCUUGGAUGGGUGGUGAUCGUGAUGGUAAUCCAAGAGUCACUCCGGAGGUCACAAGGGAUGUAUGCUUGUUAGCUAGAAUGAUGGCAGCUAACCUCUACUUCUCUCAGAUAGAGGAUCUCAUGUUUGAGAUAUCUAUGUUUCGUUGCAGUGAUGAACUUCGUGUCCGUGCUGAUAAUCUCCACAGCUCCUCCAAAAAGGAUGCCAAACAUUACAUAGAAUUUUGGAAAUACAUUCCACCAAGUGAACCAUAUCGUGUAAUUCUUGGUGAUGUGAGAGAUAAAUUAUAUAAUACGCGUGAGCGUUCUCGGCAGCUGCUAUCCCAUGAAAUCUCAGAUAUUCCAGAAGAUUCAACCUACACCAAUUUGGAGGAGUUUUUGGAGCCUCUAGAGCUUUGCUACCGAUCCCUCUGUGCCUGUGGUGACCGUCCAAUUGCAGAUGGAACCCUCCUUGAUUUCUUGAGACAAGUUUUCACAUUUGGUCUCUCACUUGUAAGACUUGAUAUUCGACAAGAGUCAGACCGUCACACUGAUGUCAUGGAUGCCAUUACCAAACACUUGGAAAUUGGGUCCUACAAGGAAUGGUCAGAAGAGAAGCGUCAAGAAUGGCUGUUAUCAGAAUUAAGUGGAAAACGUCCGUUGUUCGGUUCUGAUCUCCCGAAAACUGAAGAAAUUGCUGAUGUUUUAGACACUUUCCAUGUCAUUGCAGAGCUUCCAUCAGACUGUUUUGGAGCUUAUAUUAUUUCCAUGGCUACAUCUCCUUCAGAUGUGCUUGCAGUUGAACUUCUUCAACGUGAAUGUCAUGUGAAAAAGCCAUUGAGGGUUGUUCCUUUAUUUGAAAAACUUGCAGAUCUUGAGGCAGCUCCAGCUGCAGUGGCUCGACUAUUCUCUAUUGAAUGGUACAAAAACCGAAUAAAUGGGAAGCAAGAAGUUAUGAUAGGAUAUUCAGAUUCAGGAAAGGAUGCUGGGCGUCUCUCAGCAGCAUGGGCAUUGUAUAAAGCUCAAGAGGAGCUUGUGAAGGUUGCUAAGGAAUAUGGUGUAAAGCUGACUAUGUUUCAUGGUCGUGGUGGAACCGUAGGAAGAGGAGGUGGACCUACCCAUCUUGCUAUUUUGUCUCAACCUCCAGAGACAGUUAAUGGGUCUCUUCGUGUUACAGUGCAAGGUGAAGUUAUUGAGCAAUCAUUUGGGGAGGAGCACUUGUGCUUUAGAACUCUUCAGCGUUUCACUGCUGCUACUCUUGAGCAUGGUAUGCACCCUCCAAUCCCACCAAAACCUGAAUGGCGUGCCCUUUUGGAUGAUAUGGCUGUUGUUGCCACUGAGAAAUACCGGUCCAUUGUUUUCAAAGAACCACGAUUUGUGGAGUAUUUCCGUCUGGCCACGCCAGAGACAGCAUUGGGCAGUAUGAACAUUGGAAGCCGUCCUUCGAAAAGAAAGCCAAGUGGGGGUAUUGAAUCCCUGCGUGCCAUUCCAUGGAUCUUUGCUUGGACUCAGACAAAGUUCCAUCUCCCAGUGUGGCUUGGAUUUGGGGCAGCAUUCAGGCAUGCCAUCGAGAAGGACUCGAAAAAUCUUCCCUUGCUUGAGAAGAUGUACAAUGAGUGGCCAUUCUUUAGGGUUACUAUUGAUUUAGUUGAGAUGGUGUUUGCUAAGGGAGAUCCGGGCAUUGCUGCUUUAUAUGAUAAGCUACUUGUUACUGAGGAGUUGUUGCCUUUUGGAGAGCGGUUGAGGGAAGACUAUGAACAGACAAAGAAGCUUCUCCUCCAGGUUGCUGGACACAGAGAAAUUCUAGAGGGUGAUCCCCACUUGAGGCAAAGACUUCGGCUACGUGAUCCUUACAUCACAACCUUGAAUGCUUGUCAAGCCUACACUCUAAAACGUAUUAGAGACCCCAACUAUCAUGUCCAGUUAAGGCCUCAUCUUUCUAAGGAAUAUAUGGACUCGAGUAGUAAACCUGCUGCUGAACUUGUGAAGCUCAACCCUUCAAGCGAAUAUGCUCCUGGUCUUGAAGAUACACUCAUCCUCACCAUGAAGGGUAUUGCUGCUGGAAUGCAGAACACCGGUUAAUCUCAUUCUCCGUCUUCUUUGUGGUGCCCAAGCCCAACCCACAUUUUUAUUAUUUUUGCUUUUUAUAUUUUUAUUCCAAACUAUAUUCUUGCUCUUGUAUUAUUUACUAUCCUGCAAUCCUGCAUGCUUCGCAGUGAUGAAUUACUAAUAUUCCUAAACCAAUGGAAUAUCUACAAUAAUUUUACAAGUAUUAUCAUUUUAAUAAAAUUGCUUAAUGCUCAUUUUCUUUUUAUCAAGAAGAAA